AUGGCUGCGGCGGCGCGAGGCGCUCACUGGCACGAGGACGGCGGCGCCCCGAGCGGCAUCCCCUGCCGGCCCGCCCGCCUGCGCCGCGCCGCGCCGCGCCGUGCUCGGCGCCCGCCCGCCCCGGAACGAGGCCGCAGCGCCACCGCCCCGCCCCGCCUGUCACCGCCGGGGAGCGUCGCUAAAGUACGCCGUCCGCCCUCGACGCCCGCUGUCACCGCCGGGGAGCGUCGCCAAACGCCCCGACGUCCCGCCCCCUUCGUCCGGGCAGGAGGUCGGAAGUGUGGGUGGGCCCAGCAACAGCCGCGGGAGCCGUCGGGCCCCGCGCGUUCCAGCGAUCCGGCCGUUAGUCUGGCCCCGCCUCCGCCCCCGCCCUGGGAGGCCGACCGAGGCUGCCUGGGCGGGGCGAAAGCCCAGGCGCAGGCGCGGGAGCGGCCCGGGGGCGUGACCAAACUGGGUUCGCGGGCGCGCGCGGGCACGCGCCGGCGCAGCCCCACAUGCCGCCCCAGUCCGCCUGGCGCUCCGCGGGGUCCGGUUCCGUGGCCCUCCGCCUGCCCCGAUGCCGGGUCCGGCCUGGCCAUGGGCGCGGGCUCAGUGCGGGCGCGGUACCUCGUGUACUUCCAGUACUUGGGCACGGACUUUAACGGGGUCGCGGCAGUCAGGGGCGCCCAGCACGCCAUCGGAGUCCAGAACUACCUGGAGGAGGCCGCAGAGCGGCUGAACUCGGUGGUGCCGGUAAAGUUCACUAUCUCCAGCCGCACGGAUGCUGGGGUCCAUGCCCUGAGCAACGCGGCGCACCUGGACGUCCAGCGCCGCUCAGGCUGGCCCCCCUUCUCCCCUGAAGUCCUGACGCAAGCCCUCAACAGUCACCUGAGGCACCCGGCCAUCCGGGUACUGCAGGCCUUCCGUGUGCCCAGCCACUUCCACGCCCGCCACGCAGCCACGUCCAGGACCUACCUGUACCGUCUGGUUACCGGCUGCCGCAGGCCUGACCAGCUGCCCGUGUUUGAACGAAACCGGUGCUGGGCGCUUCGGGCUGACUGCUUGGACGUGGCUGCCAUGCGGGAGGCCGCCCAGCACCUCCUGGGGACACAUGAUUUCAGGGCCUUCCAGUCGGCUGGCAGCCCGGCCACCAGCCCGGUGCGCACCCUGCGCCGAGCCUCCGUGUCUCCAGACCCUGCCAGCAGCCCCUUUGUCCUCCCUGAGGAGAGCAGGCGGUUGCGGUUCUGGAGCCUGGAGUUUGAGAGCCAGUCCUUCCUAUACAGACAGGUGCGGAGAAUGACAUCUGUGCUGGUGGCCGUGGGGCUGGGGGCUUUGAUGCCUGCUCAGGUGAAGGUGAUUCUGGAAAGCCAGGACCCUCUGGGCAGGCACCAGAGCCGUGUGGCUCCCGCCCACGGCUUGUUCCUGAAGGCGGUGCUCUACGAGGGCUUCGGUAAGAGGCGGCGUGGAGAGAUUCCCUGCUUGUACCCCGAGGUCCCUGCUUGCUCUGGCCUGGCCCCUGCAGAGACUGUCACGCCCCCAGGAUGA
Messenger RNA from Lipotes vexillifer (Yangtze River dolphin), 1524 nucleotides. RefSeq names its product pseudouridine synthase like 1 (gene PUSL1). The record is from RefSeq and is a predicted model, not a curated record. Gene Ontology annotation, biological process: tRNA pseudouridine synthesis. Gene Ontology annotation, molecular function: RNA binding; pseudouridine synthase activity. NCBI's taxonomy places the organism in Eukaryota, Metazoa, Chordata, Mammalia, Artiodactyla, Lipotidae.